CGACGCGACGCAAAGAAGUUCAAGAAUAGCGUCGUACUAAUUCACACUGAACGCGUCAGCGUCAUCGCAAAUCAAAGCAAUGCAUGGUAAUACAUGGCAAUGCAUGAGCGAUCACGUAACCACACGUAACCUAGAAUCAUGGAGGCCUAUCGACAGCGUUUGCGAACGAAAAUUACUGGCAUAUUACUUUUGUAUAGACGGCUAAAACUUAUGGAAGAGGAAAAUAAAAGAUUUCACCGAUUCUGGGAGCAUCCAAUAAUUAAAACGAGACCAACUCAUGGGAACUGGGAACAUUUGAUACAAGAGCUCCGUUUGUAUGAUCAUGAAACCUAUUUUAACUUUAUGAGAAACACCACAAACUUUUGAAGAGAUUCUUUCUUUGGUUGGAUCACAACUAAUACUACAAACAACAAAUUGUCGAGAGCCCAUCUCUGUAGAAACUCGAUUAUCAUUUACAAUUCGCUAUUUAGCUACUGGAGAUUCUCUAAAAUCAUUAGCUUUGGGUUUCAAAAUUGGGACAAGUACUGCAUCUAAAAUAGUUCGAGAAACGUGCAAAGCGAUAUGGUGUAAUAUGCAGCAAGAAUUUUUAACACCCUCUGAAGAAAAUUGGUUACAUAUUCAUGAUGAAUUUGCACAACGUUGGAAUUUUCCACACUGUGUUGGCGCAUUGGAUGGAAAGCAUGUUGUCAUCACAGCUCCGGCAAAUUCUGGAUCGUCGUUCUAUAACUAUAAAGGACAACAUAGUAUUGUGCUAAUGGCCUUGGUAUCUGCAAAUUAUAAAUUUCUUAUGGUAGAUAUAGGAGCUCAAGGGCGCCAUAGCGACGGAGGUAUCUUUAAAAACUGUGAAAUGGGUCGUCGAUUCAGUGAAGGACUAAUGAAUUUGCCUCCUCCGUCAAUUAUUGAUCCAGCAUAUACUGAACCACUUCCAUUCGUAAUAGUUGCAGACGAGGCUUUUCAAUUGAACUCAUUUACUAUGAGACCAUAUCCAGGGAGGAAUCUAACUCCAGAAAGACGUAUAUUCAACUACAGAUUGUCCAGGGCAAGAAGAGUGGUUGAGAAUGCUUUUGCUAUUAUGGUUGCACGAUGGAGAAUUUAUCAUACCUUUAUGAACACAUUGCUGGCUACGAUCGAAGCAAUUGUGCAAGCUACUGUUUGUCUUCACAAUUUUAUGAUGACGAGAAAUCAUUAUUUUGAUCACCGAUUGAUCAUGUGAAUUGCGAUGGCAUCAUGGCGAACGAUACGCAGCCAGAAACAGGUGCAGUUCAAAGUUAUCAUAAUUCCAGUUCAAACAAUUAUUCGAGACAAGCAGCUGAGAUCCGAAAUAGAUUUACUCAAUAUUUUAUGAACGAAGGAGUUGUAUCAUGGCAA
Molecule: messenger RNA, 1368 nt
Organism: Trachymyrmex cornetzi
Lineage: Eukaryota; Metazoa; Arthropoda; Insecta; Hymenoptera; Formicidae
Exons: 3
Coding region: 572-1213 (213 amino acids)
Source: RefSeq, a predicted model, not a curated record